Molecule: messenger RNA, 849 nt
Organism: Prunus dulcis (almond)
Lineage: Eukaryota; Viridiplantae; Streptophyta; Magnoliopsida; Rosales; Rosaceae
Exons: 2
Coding region: 1-849 (282 amino acids)
Source: RefSeq, a predicted model, not a curated record
AUGGCUGGAUCUGGAAGUUCAGAAGUAAGAACUCCGAUCUUCUCCGGUGAGAACUACGAGUUCUGGAGGAUUAAGAUGGUGACGAUCUUCAAAUCUCUUGGGAUAUGGAGUUUGGUAGAAAAGGGGAUUUCAACCCUUGAUUCGAAGAAGAAGAUGACGAAAGUUGAAGAAUCAUCGGAAGAAGAAGCUGAUGCAGAGAUGUUUGCUGUGCUCAUGAAGGACGCAAAGGCUCUGGGCAUUAUACAAAACGCAGUUUCUGACCAGAUCUUCCCUCGGAUUGCAAAUGCCGACUCAUCUCAAAUGGCAUGGAAUCUACUCUACAGUGAGUACCACGGUGGUGAUCAGGUCAGAUCUGUAAAACUUCAGAAUCUCAGACGGGAAUUUGAGUAUAUGAGAAUGCGUGAAGGUGAACAACUAACUGCAUAUCUUACUCAAUUAAAUGAAUUGAUAAAUCAAAUGAAAACGUUUGGAGAAGUGUUAUCAAAUGAGAGGCUGGUUCAAAAGGUGUUAAUCAGUCUUAGUAGAGUGUAUGAUCCCAUCUGUUUGGUGAUUGAAAAUACAAAGAGUUUGGAGACUAUUGAAUUGCAGGAGGUUAUUGCAAUAUUGAAGAGUCAAGAGCAACGUUUUGACAUGCAUAAUGUGGACAUAGCUGAGAAGGCAUUUGGCUCUUUCUCAGUCGAUACAAAAGGGCAGAACAAGAAUAGUACUCAAACUGGUUCUACUAAGUCUCAGAAGAAUUGGAAGUCUAACAACAAACCAUGGGAGUCUAGACAGAAGCCACAGCAAGUUGAUAUAAGGGCCAAUCUAAGUGCUAUAAGUGUGAUAGAUUUGGACAUUGGGCUACACUAG